GACCCCUACCCACAGCCAGGCGGAACGCGCACAGUCCCUCCACGCGGAAAGAAGGACCUUCGUCGGUCACCGGCUCCUGGAGGGUGCAAAUAUAUACAGAGCUUCAUAAUCAGCCCAAGACCACAUAGAGCAAACAUGAAUGAUAUUUCCCAAAAGGCUGAGAUUCUGCUUUCUUCAUCUAAACCUGUCCCAAAAACCUAUGUACCAAAACUUGGCAAGGGUGAUGUAAAGGAUAAGUUUGAAGCCAUGCAGAGAGCCAGGGAAGAAAGAAAUCAAAGGAGAUCUAGAGAUGAAAAACAAAGAAGAAAAGAACAAUAUAUUAGAGAGAGAGAAUGGAACAGGAGAAAGCAGGAGAUUAAAGAAAUGCUUGCUUCUGAUGAUGAGGAAGAUGUAUCUUCUAAAGUAGAAAAGGCUUAUGUUCCAAAAUUAACAGGAACUGUGAAGGGUAGAUUUGCUGAAAUGGAGAAACAAAGACAAGAGGAACAAAGGAAGAGAACGGAGGAGGAACGAAAACGCAGAAUUGAGCAGGAUAUGUUAGAAAAGAGGAAAAUACAGCGUGAAUUAGCAAAAAGGGCUGAACAGAUUGAGGACAUAAACAAUACGGGAACUGAAUCAGCAUCAGAGGAAGGAGAUGAUUCACUACUUAUAACUGUGGUACCUGUCAAAUCAUAUAAAACAUCUGGAAAAAUGAAAAAGAAUUUUGAGGAUCUAGAAAAAGAACGUGAAGAGAAAGAAAGGAUCAAGUACGAGGAAGAUAAAAGAAUAAGAUAUGAAGAACAACGACCAUCUCUCAAGGAAGCAAAGUGUCUUUCAUUAGUUAUGGAUGAUGAAAUAGAAAGUGAAGCAAAAAAAGAAUCACUUUCUCCUGGAAAAUUGAAACUAACUUUUGAAGAACUGGAGCGACAAAGACAAGAAAACCGAAAGAAGCAAGCUGAAGAGGAAGCAAGAAAACGUUUAGAAGAAGAGAAGCGUGCUUUUGAAGAAGCAAGGCGGCAAAUGGUAAAUGAAGAUGAGGAAAACCAAGACACAGCAAAAAUUUUUAAAGGGUACCGCCCUGGUAAACUCAAACUCAGUUUUGAAGAAAUGGAAAGGCAAAGAAGAGAAGAUGAAAAAAGGAAAGCAGAAGAAGAAGCCAGAAAGAGAAUAGAGGAAGAAAAGAAGGCGUUUGCUGAAGCAAGGAGAAAUAUGGUAGUAGAUGAUGACUCCCCAGAGAUGUAUAAGACAAUCUCUCAAGAAUUUCUUACACCGGGAAAACUGGAAAUUAAUUUUGAAGAAUUAUUAAAACAAAAAAUGGAAGAAGAAAAACGACGAACAGAGGAGGAACGGAAGCAUAAGCUAGAAAUGGAGAAACAAGAAUUUGAACAACUGAGACAGGAAAUGGGAGAGGAAGAGGAAGAAAAUGAAACCUUUGGAUUGAGCAGAGAAUAUGAAGAACUGAUCAAAUUAAAAAGGAGUGGCUCUAUUCAAGCUAAAAACCUAAAAAGCAAGUUUGAAAAAAUUGGACAGUUGUCUGAAAAAGAAAUACAGAAAAAAAUAGAAGAAGAGCGAGCAAGAAGGAGAGCAAUUGACCUUGAAAUUAAAGAGCGAGAAGCUGAAAAUUUUCAUGAGGAAGAUGAUGUUGAUGUUAGGCCUGCAAGAAAAAGCGAGGCUCCAUUUACUCACAAAGUGAAUAUGAAAGCUAGAUUUGAACAAAUGGCUAAGGCAAGAGAAGAAGAAGAACAAAGAAGAAUUGAAGAACAAAAGUUACUACGCAUGCAGUUUGAACAAAGGGAAAUUGAUGCAGCACUACAAAAGAAAAGAGAAGAGGAGGAGGAGGAAGAAGCUAGCAUCAUGAAUGGCUCCACUACUGAAGAUGAAGAGCAAACCAGAUCAGGAGCUCCAUGGUUCAAGAAGCCUCUUAAAAACACAUCAGUUGUAGACAGUGAGCCAGUCAGAUUUACGGUUAAAGUAACAGGAGAACCCAAACCAGAAAUUACAUGGUGGUUUGAAGGAGAAAUACUGCAGGAUGGAGAAGACUAUCAAUAUAUUGAAAGGGGAGAAACUUACUGCCUUUACUUACCAGAAACUUUCCCAGAAGAUGGAGGAGAGUAUAUGUGUAAAGCAGUCAACAAUAAAGGAUCUGCAGCUAGUACCUGUAUUCUUACCAUUGAAACUGAUGACUACUAGCUCCCCUCCCCUCUCCCUGGAACUUUCUCUUUCACUCCAACUUUCUUACUACAUCCAUCUUUUCUGUGGCGGGGCCAAAAAAGGAAACCAGGAGUGCCACUAUGCUGACUUCUUAUUCCUUUUCAUAACAGUCUUCAAAGCACAGCUCAUCUAAAGACUGCCUACUUCUUUUCCAAAUAAGCAUCAGAUUUAUCGCCUAUUAUGCAGUAACAGUCAAUAAAAUGUACUUAUGGGGGGGAAUUACUCAAUUAUUCUAUCAGAACCUAUUAUAAAGACUGUAUUUCCCAUAGACGUUUACAGCAACUAUGUUUGAAAAACAAAAACAAAACAAAACAAACACACAAACCUAAGUAGAAUACAUUAUUUUGCAUGAAGGAAUGUCAUUUCUGAGCUUUUUACACCUAAAAUUAGGCUGAAAUAGCUGAGAUAAUUAAUUUGGAACCUAUCAAUUUGAGUGGACUUUUUCUUUAGUAGUACACCAUUUUGGUUGUUGUAGUUUCAAAGUCUUUCUGAAGCAGACAUAUUGGGAUUGGAGCGGGGUGGGGAAAACUGUCACUCCUUUCAGAGGAAAAGGGGAGGAGCAUGGAGAAAAACAAAAAUUAAAGGACUUAAAGAAUGGCUAUACAGUGUUGAGUGUUGAGGAUAUUAAACAUGUUAUUUUUCAAACGUAUGUAACAUAUUAAAUUUAUAAAGCAAAUUUAUGUUGUGUUCUUGCCUGAACAAAUUAUAUUUUAAUGAAAAAACUUUGUAUUAAUAGUUCACGCAAGAGAAAACACUUUCAACAUAGUCGAAGGCUUCAAGAUCUAAGUGUAUCAGACUUAGGGAAAAAGUGGCACAACCUUCGAUUUAAAAUUCUAGUCUUUAAAAUGAGUUUGUAAAUAAUUAGCUAUUACGUUCUAUUAAGUUUGUUUUAUAUUUUAAUUUUCUGGAAGACAAUUUUAUUUUACAACGUGAACCCAAAUAAAGUAACUUCUGUAUUUAAAA
This is a messenger RNA of Pan troglodytes (chimpanzee), 3150 nucleotides long. It is a transcript of the gene NEXN, whose product is annotated as nexilin F-actin binding protein. Lineage: Eukaryota; Metazoa; Chordata; Mammalia; Primates; Hominidae. The transcript has 14 exons. Gene Ontology annotation, biological process: mitochondrial fusion. The record is from RefSeq and is a predicted model, not a curated record. Bases 136 to 2166 code for a protein of 676 amino acids.